GGACGUUUGUGUGUCCGCCCCAGUCAGCACCCUGCUUCCAGGGACGGGCGCUGGGACACCCGCAGGAUCUCCUUGGGGAGCUGAGCAAUCCCAGAGCCCCGUGUGCUGCAGCAGCAUGGCCCAGAGGGGCCGAGGUGCAGCCCGCAAAGCCUCCAAGAAGUCUGCAAAGGAGCCGGCAGCGGCGAGGGCUCCUGACAUGGACUCUCUGGGCUUCCAGGCCAUGGACAGCAAUGUGCCGGGGCUGUCCCACGUCAUCCUGCAGAAGCUCAACAUGAAGAGCUACGAGGACUACAAGUCUGCCAUGGAUGGAAGGAAGAAGGGCAGUGACUUUGGCAUCCGGACUUACUUCGACAUGUUCCAGAAGAUGGAGGACACCUUCAAGUUCUGCGCCGAGUGCAAGAAGCUCCCUGAUGCCCUCCCUGAUCCCAAAAGUCUCCGGCGAUGCAAGAGAUGUCAAAACGUGUACUACUGCAGCGUGGCAUGCCAGCGUGCCAACUGGCCUGUGCACAAAAAGUUCUGCAAGAAGCUGAAACUGGUGGCCUUGGACCGGCUGGUGGAGUGGCUCAUCUUCACAGGUGACAUUCCCUUCCCCACGGAGACCUGGACAAAACCCGCUGGGGAUGUGGCAGGCUGGGAGGACUGGUUCUCUAUGCAGGAGCAGCUGGAGGAGAAGCUGGAUGCUGUGCUGGCUGGGCGCUACAUGAGCCUCCUCUGGGCCAACGCAGGCAAACCACGACCAGAGGAUGGAGAGCUGCGUGAGUCUGUUCGGCGCCUCGUCACUGACUUCCACUCACGGCCACUCACCAUCGGCCUGGGGCUGCGUCUGUUCGGCAUCGAUCCCCUUGCCAAGCCUCUCACCAUUCACGUGGUGGGGGCAUCCCACGUUGAGACCCUCAACACCCGGGUGACAGACUAUGAUGAGCUGGCACGGAUGUUCCCAGGCCAGCAGGGAAUGGAGGUGGUGAUGGUGGGGGUUGAUGUGGUAGAUGGGCCCAUCAUGAGGCCCCCCUUGGCCACGUCAGGACCCCCAGGAAGGAUCUAUCUCAGCAGCUACAAGGGUCUGUACCACGACUUCUGGGAAGACCAAGUGGAGACCAAGAUGGCAGCCCGCCCUGACCUGGUGGUGGGCUUCCACCCAGGUUUCCAUGCCUGCCACGACCUCAUGGCAGGCUGGCUGCCCACGCUGCUGCUUCUGCGGGACUACUGCCUGCCCACUCUCUUCACUGUCUACAGUGAGCAGGAGCUGAAGUCCUCACUGCAGAUCCUGGUGGAGCUGGAGACAUGCGUCACAGGUUAUGCUGCCAACCCCUUUGCCUCACUGCGGCCCGAGCAGGUCUAUUCCAGCCCCAACAAGGCACCUGUGUACUGCAGCUCUCACUAUAUCACCCUGCUGGGGCCAGCCACCUCUCUCAGGGAGCUGGAUGGUGAUAGCGAUGACGACUAGCAGGGACGGGAGCUGUUUCUAUCCGUGCAACUGCAGGUAUUGGUGAGCUGACCCAGCUCAGUCCUCUCUGUCCUGCCCCACAAACCCCAAUCUCACUGCUGCCUUUCCCAGCCCAGCUGAAGUGUCCAGUGUGUGCCAUGUGGGUGGACAGCACAAGCACAGCUCUGCACUGCAGGGCCCAAUAAACCACCACCAGGAGCCAGUCA
This is a messenger RNA of Lagopus leucura (white-tailed ptarmigan), 1650 nucleotides long. It is a transcript of the gene MSS51, whose product is annotated as MSS51 mitochondrial translational activator. The transcript has 6 exons. The coding region runs from base 116 to 1444 and encodes 442 amino acids. The record is from RefSeq and is a predicted model, not a curated record. NCBI's taxonomy places the organism in Eukaryota, Metazoa, Chordata, Aves, Galliformes, Phasianidae.